UUUUUUUUUCUCCUGAUAUCAUAUAACAUAAAUUAUUCAAUAUGGCUGACGAAGACCACACCUUUGAGACCGCUGAUGCCGGUGCCGCUUUGACUUUCCCAAUGCAAUGUUCUGCUUUGAGAAAGAACGGUCACGUUUGUAUCAAGCAAAGACCUUGUAAGAUUGUUGACAUGUCCACCUCUAAGACUGGUAAGCACGGUCACGCCAAGGUUCACUUGGUCGCCAUUGACAUUUUCACUGGUAAGAAGUUGGAAGAUUUGUCUCCAUCUACCCACAACAUGGAAGUUCCAAACGUCAGAAGACAAGAAUACCAAUUGUUGGACAUUGAUGACGGUUUCUUGUCCUUGAUGACCAACGACGGUGACACCAAGGAUGAUGUUAAGAUUCCAGAUGGUGAAUUGGGUGACAAGAUCCAAUCCGAAUUCGACGAAGGUAAGGACUUGUUGGUUACUAUCAUCUCUGCUAUGGGUGAAGAAGCUGCUAUUUCUUUCAAGGAAGCUCCAAAAUAAGCCUGUUAAUUUUGGUUAAUGAUUUUGUUGCACAUAGCUUUGUUUAGCUGAGGUGUUUUGGUUUCUUUACAUUCAGUUUAGUCCUAGUUAUUUUGUACAUUUACGUAUCAUACAUGGUAUAGUUAAAAAAAA
Messenger RNA from [Candida] anglica, 641 nucleotides. The record is from the annotation of a GenBank genome assembly. Lineage: Eukaryota; Fungi; Ascomycota; Pichiomycetes; Serinales; Debaryomycetaceae.